CCCGGCCUGAGGCACAGCGUUGCGUGCUGAGACCUGCAGAGUCCCCCGCUCCCCGCCCCUCCCCGUGGCUGUUUUACACCUGGGGGUUCCGUCUUCCUGUCCCGGGCCCCGCUGCUGCCGGGCAAGCCCGCCCCGCCCCCGCCUGCCGAGGCUACGUGCUGGCACCUGCCAGCGCAGCCCCUUAGCGGCUUAAGGCGAGGGAACAGUGACGUGGAUGCAUCUGCUGACGGAUAAAUGGGUAAAAGGUACUUCUGCGAUUACUGUGACCGGUCCUUUCAAGACAACCUGCACAACAGGAAGAAACACCUGAAUGGGGUGCAGCACCUGCGAGCCAAGAAGGUUUGGUAUGAUCUGUUCCGAGAUGCUGCUGCUAUUCUGCAGGAGGAGCAGAGCAAAAAGCCCUGCAGGAAAUUUCUACAAACAGGCCAGUGCGAUUUUGGAUCCAACUGUAGAUUCUCCCACAUGACCGAGAUGGACCUGGAGAGACUGAGUGCACAGGUGCAUGGACCAAAUUUUCUUUGGAAGUCAUUUGGGAAGACAGAAGAGGAGCGGAGAUCAAAGGAGCAGCAGCAGGAAGGAGCAGAUGUCCCAGUUGGUACAAUCAAGGAGUGGCUAGAGAAGAGAGCAAAGAGGCUGAGCUUGGCUCAGAGUAACAGCCCUCUGCCUGAGAAACCAUCUGUGUUUCAGUACCCCCCUGGCUGGCCUCCAAUACAAGACCUUCCCCCAUCGCUUCAGGCCCCGCCUCCUGGAGGCUGGCCAAUCCCAGCCAACCUUCAGUGGGGGUGAAGGAUACAAGGACCAGAGAUGCAAGAAGGGCAGCUGAAUGUUCUCUGGAGGAAAUGUACAAUAUUUGCAGCUAUUUUAUAAAUAAAACUGUCUACAACCC
This is a messenger RNA of Gavialis gangeticus (Gharial), 886 nucleotides long. RefSeq names its product zinc finger matrin-type 5 (gene ZMAT5). Gene Ontology annotation, molecular function: zinc ion binding. The coding region runs from base 235 to 786 and encodes 183 amino acids. NCBI's taxonomy places the organism in Eukaryota, Metazoa, Chordata, Crocodylia, Gavialidae. The transcript has 7 exons. The record is from RefSeq and is a predicted model, not a curated record. Gene Ontology annotation, cellular component: U12-type spliceosomal complex.